This is a messenger RNA of Dissoconium aciculare CBS 342.82, 1809 nucleotides long. RefSeq lists its product as uncharacterized. The coding region runs from base 1 to 1809 and encodes 602 amino acids. Gene Ontology annotation, molecular function: protein binding. The transcript has a single exon. The record is from RefSeq and is a predicted model, not a curated record. NCBI's taxonomy places the organism in Eukaryota, Fungi, Ascomycota, Dothideomycetes, Mycosphaerellales, Dissoconiaceae.
AUGGCGUCAUUAUUCCAACCGCGAAGAAGCAACGAAACCAACGGCGCAACUGCCGCCGACCCACAGCUGCUGGACUCGGUGUCAAUAUUCACAUGGGAGGAUGCGAUCGAUCUCUACCAAGGCUUCGAGUGGCAAGAGUCCGCAUCGACGUUCUUCCAGCUCUCGCGCACAGUCCACGAUGAUGACAGCAAGACACGGUGUCUGCUCAAUGCAGCGAUCAUCUAUGCGCGGAUGGGAAAACACAGCCAAUCUGCCAAUGUUCUCGAGGAGGUCUCCACCACAGGAGAUGACCUCGCACUGACUCUAUUCCUCAUGGGCCAUGUCAAGCAUGCAAUGGGAGCUUCAACCGACGCCGAACAGUGUUUCCGCAUCGCGCUCGAUCAACUUGAUGGUAAAGGCGCCAAAUUCCGAGACCUCGACUUCACCCUCAAUCCAUCUAACAUCACCCUCAAUCUUGACACUCUGAAGGAGUCCAAAUCCAGCGCAGCCGACUCAAAUGGUCUAAUUCUACCUGCAGAUGGUCUGCUCAAACCAGUAUCUCGCCCAUCGUUGCGCCAUUCUACCUUCGCGCGCAACUCCCAGAGCUAUUCAAAGCGUGACGGAACCAUCGUCCUCGUUUUCCCAGAAAGUCCGGCGAGCGAUAUUACCGUCAAGGCGGGGCCGCCGUCUCCUGUGCCGGCACACACCCGGAUCGAGUCCGUCGAGUACGCCAGUGGAGACCUAAAGUAUCACAACAAGGAGAAUGAGGCCCCCAGCAAACCCGAGAGCCCGGCGCCGAAGCCUGCAUCAUCGUUCCGAAGUCUCAGCACCAUGGUCAGAAGAAUCUCGUAUCGACAGUCCUCCAAAACACCGAAUGCGACAGAUGCCAACGCGCCACCGGUUCCCACCCUUCCCCGGACAAAGCCGAGCCACACAGCGCGUGAAGCUCGAGGAAUUGGUCAAUCAGUCCGAGAGCUGACCAAUUUUAUUCGUCACCUUCCACAACAGGAUGAGGGUAGUGCCGCUACGUCAGCGUGGAACGUCAGUAUACCUACUGCCCCCACCACCCCGGCCUCAUCCAAUGCUGCGGCAUCUUCGGCUCGUGGUUCUGUGUCAUCCUCUCUUCCUGGACUCACCGACCACGAGAGCCUCUCCGAUAAAUCUAUACACUCUGCCAUCGACUCCAACGCUGCUAGCAUCCAAUCCGUUGAUGCCGCCAUCCACAUUGGUAGCGAGUCGCCCGACGUUGACUUGGCUGUACCGUUCAAAAACCCCAUACGAAGAGUCGUAGCUAUGGAACGAGCGCACAAACUCUUGGCGGACCAAUCUCGCAGCCCACCGGUGGAGUCGACCCCACGUAUGAUUCACCAACAGUCGACACCAACGAUGCGUCCGGUCACAUUCAUCGACACAGUGGCCAGGCGACCAAGCGUGGACUUUGCGAUGGACAGGCGAUCGACAGACGCUCCUCGAAAGCCACCGCCACGACCAGCAAGAUCGCCUGUCCGACACUCACCUGCGACGAAUCCGCCCACAGACCCGCCCGCGAGGCGGUUGCCGCCAGUCCCUCCUCCAAAGGGAGCGCUACCCGCCAUCCCACAGACCUCUCUCAAACCUCCGACUUCUCCCACACUCCCAACGCGCCGCCGACCGGUCCUGACCGAAAGAACCCUGUCCAUGAUCGGUGCACCUUUGCCCGCACUUCCGGAACAGAGCGAAGCGCGACAAACCCCUUCGAGCCUCCUCCCGAGCCAAGCGUCGUAUUUCGAGAAAUACAUCCCGAACCGCACGCCCGUCUUUCAAAUCGACUCAUCCCCACAACGGAUUUGA